Messenger RNA from Recurvomyces mirabilis, 780 nucleotides. RefSeq lists its product as uncharacterized. The record is from RefSeq and is a predicted model, not a curated record. The coding region runs from base 1 to 780 and encodes 259 amino acids. The transcript has a single exon. Lineage: Eukaryota; Fungi; Ascomycota; Dothideomycetes; Mycosphaerellales; Teratosphaeriaceae.
AUGCCGUUCCCAUCACUACCCUCACCACCAGCAUUGUAUCCUACUUACCUCGUACCAUCAUUGCCAUUUCGAAGACGACAGUCGAGCACUGAUAGCAGCAUUUCGUCGACUAGCCCGCCGAAUAGUCUGCCAGCCUCGGACUCGUACCUCACAGGCCAUGCCUCUCAUCUGCGAUGUGCCCGUUGUCUUUCGGAUCUGGCACUAAGCAACCAGAUCAUAAGCAAAGGCUUCACAGGUCGCCAUGGACGUGCCUACCUUGUCGCACCCUCACAAUCGUCCAUCUCACCGAAUGCUGUCGAGCUGUCGACACCAAAGGCUAAGAACGAUGCUCUACCUAACCUGCCGAACACAUAUACGCAUAAGCCUGUCCCGCGCCAACUAGUCACAGGUGCGCACACAGUCGGCGACAUAAGCUGUGCCAACUGCGGUAGCGUCCUGGGAUGGAAGUACGUCGCAGCGGCCGAAGAAGCGCAACGAUACAAAGUCGGCAAGUUCAUCCUCGAGACUAAGCGCGUAUGUCGUAGCAGUACAUGGGAGAAUGACGACGGGGAGGUAGAGGAGCAUGAGAAGCUUGAGCAGAAGCGGCGGGACAGCACUGGGCGUAGGAGAAACUCGUUGGCGUCGCCUCCCGAUGAGAUCUCAAGGCCAUUGGAGGAUGUGCUGGACUUUGACAGUCAGGAUGAGGACGAGUGUGAGGAUCUGUUCAUGGGCGUUUGGACUCCGCAGCUUGCGGCUAAGAGGAGGCAGGCGAGGGGUUUUGGGAGGAUUGACGAGGAUUGA